AUGUUCUUUGCGUCUAUCUUCACCAUUCUCACUCUCGUGGCAUUUCUGUGGCCCACAGCAGCGAUGCCCUAUCCGUCAGUCAAAGUCUACACUCGCGACCUCCCUGGUGGAGACGGAGAGGCGGGCAUCUUCGGUGACAGCCAGCGCACGCGCAUGAGCAGAGACAACGGCCCGGAAUCAAGCUAUGCUCGCGCUCUACCGCACUGGAAUGCUGAAGGGAGUCUCCUUGGCGGAAGCGAGCAUACACGCAAGCGCUCGGACGGCGGUAUGCACGGCGAUGGCUCGAAUGGCAUGUUCUUUGUACGCACCGCGAUGGACGGCUAG
Molecule: messenger RNA, 324 nt
Organism: Peniophora sp. CBMAI 1063
Lineage: Eukaryota; Fungi; Basidiomycota; Agaricomycetes; Russulales; Peniophoraceae
Source: the annotation of a GenBank genome assembly